AUGGAGCCGUCGGGGCCCUUCCACGACUCCGGCGUGGGCGACCUGGACGCCGAAGAGCCGCGCUGCCCGGGCCCGCCUUCGGGGGACGAGCCGCGCCCGCCCGCCGCGCCCCCUGGCUUGGCUCCGGCGCCGCCGCCGCCGCCGCCGCCGGGGCCCCUGCGGGCUCCUCCCCUGGUGGCCGCCCUCCGCCCUUCCUCUCGCCAAGGCAGCCAGCCCAAUGUGAGCGGGGAACACUGGGCGGCCCCGGGCCACUCGCCCAGCUCCAGCGGCGGCGCCGGCGGCGGCGGCGGCGGCAACAAGCACCGGCAGGCCAGCCCGUUGGCGCACCGGCGGGACAGCAACCCCUUCACCGAGAUCGCCAUGAGCUCCUGCAAGUACAGCGGCGGGGUCAUGAAGCCGCUGAGCCGCCUCAGCGCCUCCCGGCGCAACCUGCUCGACGCCGAGCCCGAAGCGCAACCUCUCCAGCUGCUGGGCGCCAGCGGCCACCCGCCGGAGAUCGUCAUUUCCCGCGAGGACAACCACUCGCCCCAGGGGCUGCUCCGGCCGCACCCCAACACGGUCGGCGCCGGCCCGCCGGGAGGCGCCCCCAAGCACCCGGGCGCCGGGGGGCCGCCCUUCGCCAAAGCGCCCAAGCGCAAGAACCAGAACAUCGGCUACCGCCUGGGCCACCGGCGCGCCCUCUUCGAGAAGCGCAAGCGGCUCAGCGACUACGCGCUCAUCUUCGGCAUGUUUGGCAUCGUGGUGAUGGUCAUCGAGACGGAGCUGUCGUGGGGCUUGUACUCCAAGGGCUCCAUGUUCUCUCUGGCGCUGAAAUGCCUUAUUAGUCUCUCUACGGUCAUUUUGCUGGGACUCAUCAUCGCAUACCACACUCGGGAAGUCCAGCUCUUCGUGAUCGACAACGGGGCGGACGACUGGCGGAUCGCCAUGACCUACGAGCGCAUCCUCUACAUCAGCCUGGAGAUGCUGGUGUGCGCCAUCCACCCCAUCCCUGGGGAGUACAAGUUUUUUUGGACGGCCCGGCUGGCCUUCUCAUACACGCCUUCGCGGGCGGAGGCGGACGUGGACAUAAUCCUCUCCAUCCCCAUGUUCUUGCGCCUCUACCUGAUCGCCCGGGUCAUGCUGCUGCACAGCAAGCUCUUCACAGACGCCUCGUCCCGCAGCAUCGGCGCCCUGAACAAGAUCAACUUCAACACCCGCUUCGUCAUGAAGACCCUCAUGACGAUCUGUCCCGGGACCGUCCUGCUGGUGUUCAGCAUCUCCCUCUGGAUCAUUGCCGCCUGGACGGUGCGUGUGUGUGAGAGUCCGGAGCGGCCAGCCAGGAUGAACGGCGGCAGGGUACCUGACUGGUGCCUGUCCUUCCUCGAUAGGUACCACGACCAGCAAGAUGUUACCAGCAACUUCUUGGGUGCCAUGUGGCUCAUCUCCAUCACCUUCCUGUCCAUUGGCUACGGCGACAUGGUCCCACACACGUACUGUGGCAAAGGCGUCUGUCUGCUCACGGGCAUCAUGGGGGCCGGCUGCACCGCCCUGGUGGUGGCUGUAGUGGCACGGAAACUGGAGCUCACCAAAGCCGAGAAGCACGUGCACAACUUCAUGAUGGACACGCAGCUCACCAAGCGGAUCAAGAACGCCGCCGCCAAUGUCUUGCGGGAAACCUGGCUCAUCUACAAACACACCAAGCUGCUAAAGAAAAUUGACCACGCCAAAGUCCGGAAGCACCAGAGGAAGUUCCUUCAAGCCAUUCACCAGUUAAGGGGCGUGAAGAUGGAGCAGCGAAAACUGAGUGACCAAGCCAACACCCUGGUCGACCUUUCCAAGAUGCAGAACGUCAUGUACGACCUCAUCACGGAGCUGAAUGACCGGAGCGAGGACCUGGAGAAACAGAUCGGGGGCCUGGAGUCCAAACUGGAGCAGCUGUCGGCCAGCUUCAGCUCCCUGCCGGUGCUGAUCACGGACGCUUUGCGCCAGCAGCAGCAGCAGCUCCUGGCCGCCGUCCUGGAGGCCCGGGGGGUGAGCGUGGCCGUGGGCGCCCCCCAGACGCCGCUCUCGGACAGCCCCCUGGGGGUCAGCUCCACCUCUUUCCCCACCCCCUACACCAGCUCCAGCAGUUGCUGAACCGA
Molecule: messenger RNA, 2120 nt
Organism: Elgaria multicarinata webbii
Lineage: Eukaryota; Metazoa; Chordata; Lepidosauria; Squamata; Anguidae
Gene: KCNN3
Product: potassium calcium-activated channel subfamily N member 3
Exons: 10
Coding region: 1-2115 (704 amino acids)
Biological process (GO): potassium ion transmembrane transport
Cellular component (GO): neuron projection; plasma membrane; neuronal cell body
Molecular function (GO): calmodulin binding; small conductance calcium-activated potassium channel activity
Source: RefSeq, a predicted model, not a curated record